Messenger RNA from Pipistrellus kuhlii (Kuhl's pipistrelle), 3366 nucleotides. RefSeq names its product cancer antigen 1 (gene CAGE1). The transcript has 13 exons. The record is from RefSeq and is a predicted model, not a curated record. Bases 620 to 3145 code for a protein of 841 amino acids. Lineage: Eukaryota; Metazoa; Chordata; Mammalia; Chiroptera; Vespertilionidae.
ACUGAUCUAGGGGAUGGAAAGAAAGCAUGGGUUAUGAAAAUCAUUUUUAGAGGAUAAAUAGACAGGACUUGGACAAUGAGGUAGAAGAUUGCCAUGUUUUCAAACCUCAAGUGCCUGAAGGAAAAUUGAUUUACAAUGUUCGAUUUGGCUUGAUACAGAAAUAUUCAUAUAGCAGUUACUAAGUAAAUAGAAAUGCUGUCAGUGUUUGGUGGAACCUAAUAGACCUCUGAUAAUAUUUUGUGAAUAUCCUUUGAUUAAAUAACUUAGAGAUCCCUUCACCUUCUGGGUCCCAAGUUUUUUAGGUAAUUUUCUUUUGUCCAAAUUAUUUAUGGAAAGUUACCAUGCAAAGUUACCAUGCUAUACACACACUAAAUCUUUUUCAAUAACUUGGCAAAUGACAUUUUAAAAUUUAGGGCUGUGAACUUGACGGCUUAAUGUGCAAAGGGAGUGGGGGAAGCUUUUUGUUUGCAUAUGUUAAAAGACCUUAAAAUUAUGUGUGUUUUUUUAAGAAGCUUUUCAUCAUUCAACAGUUAGGAACAAGAAAUAUAAAAAAAUUUGGUGAUCACCUUCAGAUCCUGUAUAUUUUAAAGUGGAUGUUUCUCAUGAAACAUUGGAAAGCAUGUCAGAAGCGGAUGCCAUGAAUUUCACCAGUUUUUCUCAAGAUUUAACUCAUUCAAAUUCUCUCUUCUAUAUGGAAACCAGCAAUACUACUUCAGACUUGCCUCAGAAUGAAAUAAAAAAUGUAAAAAAGGAAAAUGAGUCUAAAGAAGAAAUUUAUAGCACACUAGAUGAUGUGUUAGGUGAUGUCAACAGUGGAAAUUAUUCACAGUAUACGCUAACUCGGCCUAUUGACAUCAGCAUUUCUUCAUUCAGACAAUGUGAAACCGUUUUCACAUAUCAUCAGACAAAAGCAUUUAAUGAUAAAAUGCUAACAUUUCAAAAUCUGAUAAGCAACUUACCUUACACAGAGAAGCCAGAAUUGCAAAAUCACGUAUAUAACUAUGCAAAAGACAACAAUAUUAAGGAAGAUUCAUUUAAAGAAGAAAAUCCAGUAGAAACUAAUACUUCCACUAAUGAAGACCAUGAUCAUGAAUGUGUCUGGCAACCUCCUAGAAGCCCAUCUGUAAUCCACUGCAGUAAAGAGAGACUGGAAUUCAUGGAAAUGCCACUGGUUGAAAAUGUUACCAAAGAAUCUACCCUCAACUCCAGUCAAUCUGAAAAUUUCUUGUGUAAGGAAUAUUUAUACAAUGAUGUUGAAAAGCCAUUUUAUCAAGAGGAUAUCUUUAACCUGCAUGAUUUGAGAGCUAAUUAUAAAACAAAGAAGGUUUCAGUUUCUUCAAACGAGAUACAGUAUCCUGGGGAGAUUUCUAAGAUGUCAGUCAGUCACCAAAGGGAAGUCACAGUGGAGGACAUGGAAAGUCCAGAGAUUGUGUCAAGUCAUUCUCCUGCUGCCAUGUCUUGGAGUUGUGGAGCAUCUUGGGAGGAUGGCAAAACACAUGACACAGAGCAAGACUUGGAAUGCUUACAAACUCUAGAAGAAGAUAUGGCUUUAAAUGAAGCCUUACAGAAAUUAAAGCAUACUAACAAAAAACAGCAAACUCUGAUCCAAAACUUGCAGUAUAUUAACAUGUAUUUAGAGAAGAAGGUUGAAGAACUACAGGCAAAGACUGACAAGCAGCAAGUGUUCGUUGGCAUCAUAGAUAAGCUAAAGGAGAAUAUUGAAGCAUUAAUUGAAGACAAAUACAGAGUAAGGCUAGAGAAGAAUGAAACUGACAAGACUUUGCAGAAUUUACAUGACGUUUUAAUUAACACCCAAAAACAUCUUCAGGAAUCUAAGAAAGAAAAGGAAAGCUUACAGGUAGAGCUUAAGAGGAUCAAGGGAAAUUAUGUUCAUCUACAGGAGAGGUAUAUAACUGAAAAGCAAGAAAAAAACAAAAUUGUUAGUCAGUACACAGAGGUGAGCAAAGCCUUAAGUGAGAAAGAAGAAGAGGUGGAGAGGCUGCAGCAACUCAAAGGAGAAUUGGAAAAUGCCUCCUCUUCUGCUUUGGACUUAUUGAAAAGGGAAAAAGAGACCCGAGAACAAGAGUUCCUGUCUUUACAGGAAGAAUUUCAGAACCAUGAAAAGGAACACUUGGAAGAAAGACAGAAACUGAAAUGUAGACUUGAGAAAGUGGUAGCUCAAUUUAAAAAUGUGCAACUCAUAUCUGAAAGUGAAAGGGCUAAGAACACAAAACUUCAGCAGCAAAUCAACGAAGUAAAAAAUGAAAAUGCAAAACUACAGCAGCAGGUUGCGAGGAGUGAGGAGCAAAAUUGUGUCCCUAAAUUUGAGGUAGCUCAGUUAAAGGAGCACUUGGAGACAGUAAUGAAGUCAGAUAUCACAAAGGAUGUGAAGGUAAUACAUUCUAAUUGCUCACCUUGUGAAGAAGAGAGCCCAAAUCUCCCUGAUGUGAAAACAACUUCUCAACUGGCUUUCAAAAUUCACUAUCUUCUGGCUCUAAUGGCAAGACUUCUUGCAUGCCAGGAUAUCAGCAAUCCAGAUGCAGAACAUUUCAAAGAGAGUGAGAAAGUUAGUGAUACAAUGCUGCAAAAAUUGAAGAACUUUCAACUUAAAAAGAAAAAUUUGGAUGAAGAGCUACAGAAACAUAAAGAAAGAAUUGCAACUUUUAGAGACUUAAUUGCUAAUGAAAAAGCAUUUCAAGAUCAGGUUAUUAACGUUACAGACUUUGAUUCAAAUGAAACCAAGAAUGUCAGAGAUCCUACCUUAAUGGGAGCCAAACUGGAUAAAUACCACAGUCUAAAUGAAGAGCUUAAUAUCUUGAUUGCAAAAUUGGGAAAUCUUCUAGAGUCAAAAGAAGACCACUGCAUCAGACUCAUUGAAGAAAAUGACAAGUAUCAAAAACAUCUAGGCAACUUAAUAAAAAAGGUUACAUCAUAUGAAGAAAUAAUUGAAUGUGCUGACCAACGGCUCAAGAUAUCUCACUCCCAGAUUGCACAUUUAGAAGAGAGAAAUAAACAUCUGGAAGAUCUAAUUAGGAGGCCCAAAGAUAAAGCCAGAAAACCAAGACCAAGAAGAUUAGAAAAUCAUCUAAAAUCCAUGACUGAGAUGUCAGAUAUUUCAGAAGGACAUGGAAAUGAUAUAGAUUAAACAGGACUGAAGAGUAAACAUUAAUCAUUUUGUCAACCACUCCAGGAGCAGAGUCCUACUAAGCAUAGUAUCCUAAUCAAUCCAUUCAAAUGAUACAUUAAAAUUGUAUAAACAAUGAAAUUUUACAUUGCAAAAAAUGUGAUUAUUUUCUAAUUUUAUCCUGUAAACAAUCAAACAUAUUCUACUUUAAUAAAAACAGAUGAAUACAAUGGCUGAUUUUC